UCCCGGAGCUCUCUAUACUAUCGCUGCCACCAGUCAAAACUUCACACUGUGUAAGGCGACUACAGCCAUGCAUGGAGCUAGGGCCUAAUCGUGACCUAUCGAACUACAGACAGGUGACCUUAUGUUUACGCGAAUGGCCGUGAUAGAGCAGACGAAAUUAUACCCUAUUAAUUGUUUUGUUUGUUUGUCAUCAGGUAAUUCCAUUUCUUUUAAAUUGUCUGGCAGGAAGUGUGUCGAGGAUAAUAUUCUUGCAAAACUGUGUUUUCUGUUGGAUGCCGAGACAGUUUCUUUGCUGCAUCACCACGAAGCUGGUUUGUGUAGAAACUGUUUCAUAAAAAUAAAUAACUUUAUGAAAUUUAAGGAUGGAUUGCAAACCAGCGUGAAGAAAUAUAUUUGCAGAGAUAACAAAAUCAAAAGGCAUUCACUAUUGACGGAUUGUUCCACACCUGACAGCAAGCGGCAAUCAAUUGCAUGCGAGGUUGAGGAUAUUUCAGGUGAGCGUUCCCGUACAUGAGAAAAUAUGAAACUUUUUUUCAUGCCCCUAACCUCCUUCUCAACAGCCCAUCCGAUGUUCCUUAUCUUGAGUUGUUUACUGCUGUUUGUUGUCACUAUCAUUCUAACCGGAAAUGAGUAGACUAGUCUGUUUAUUAGACAUAAUACGUAAUAAUGAUAAUAAUAAUAUUUAUUUAUUUUAUUCAUGGUUAAACUAAGUGCUGUUAGGAGAUCUUUUGGGACCCUUAAAUAGAUUUUCUUGCUUUAUUGCAUAUGUCUCAUUUGAUAAAUCAACUUUGAAACCUCAAGCACACAUUUGGAAUUGUGAUUCAUCUGUUGCAAAGAAUUUUAACUAAGCAUGAGGUAGAAGCUAAAAUAUUUGCAAAACAUAUUAUUGCAUUGCUGGAGCUCAACAUCCUCUGAUGGCUGAAGCAAGACCGACUGGUAUUGCUUUCAUCGUCAUUUACAAGUUAAACAUUGACCUUUCCACGUGCAAAAAGAAUGCCACAAGUUACACUGAAAACAAGAGAAGUUCACCUGCUUCCCAUAAUGAAGAAUCAGAUGCAUCAUCUUUUUCUGUGCAAAAAGAAGCUGAACACAUUUAUGCAGCCUCACCGUGUACCAAAAUCUGUUCUAAUGGGACAGGACCCGAUGAAAAACCAAAGGCUGCAGUUGGUGAACACAACUAUUGUUUGGAUUUGCCACCAAAACAAAAGCUACCAUCUACAUUUUCAACUCAUGAGUCAUUUGCUGAAGUUGGGAAACAGCCACAGCAGACAUAUUUACAUGGACUAAUGCAAGCAGUUGCAUCUGAGGACUUGGAGCAAGUUGUGACCUUACUUUUGUCCCACCCCAGUUCAAGAAAUAAAAUAAACGAGAGAGUGAUACAGCAGCUACAGUCAGACUGUCAGGAGCUAUCAUCAUUAUCAUCUCCAUCGGUUCUCAGGGAGCAAUCAAGUCUGCAGAAUCUUACAGAUAGCCAUGACUUUAUAGGUCAGGUAUUUCAGGAGAUGAAAGAAAGGGCACCAUUCUUGUUGGCUGUAAUGUCCACUGUAACUGGAUGUAUGGAUGGUGAAAUUCCACUCAAUAAAGUGGCUGCAAUAACGUCAUCAUACUCCAUACUGAUGCGUAUGCGAAACAUCCAUCUAACAGCAUGGCAUAAGAUGGUGGGAUGCAUUCUCAUAAGAGGACAUUUAGAAGAUCAGAGUAUGGUACUACUGAGCAACAUUGGAUUGUGCCAAUCCCCAACUACCAAACUCCGAAUGAUGGCCCAGGCAGUGACUCAAACAAAGCUUAACAUUGUUCGAUCAUUACAAUGUAAUCCAUUGAUCAAGAUCACUGGAGACAAUUUGGAUGUCUAUAUCAGGUCAUCUAAAGUAGGAUCAACUAAAAAUGACAACAAGGAUCUUCACAUGUUUGCAUCAAACAUCAUUUUCUCCAAGUUUGCUGACAUUAACUUGAGCACUUCACCACCACCUCUAUCCUCUACAUGCAUCAACGCAUCUGAUGUCCUCCCGAAUGAAGACACUUUGAACAAGUUAUCCUCAGCUUAUAUUGUUCUCAUUGGCAGAAUACUGAAGGAUAUUCCAGCACUAUCAUGGCUCAACAUCCCAACACACAUUCCACACAGCCACAGUAAAACAGCAUCCAUGAAGACAGAGGUACAUCCCAUGCCACUGUUAUUCAGCAAUGAAGCCAAGUAUGAAGAAUGUGUGAAGAUUCUUGAUAGCUAUGAGGAUCAGUUGACAGAACUCUUUACAAGUGCACAUGGUGACCAAUCAGCGCUAAGGGAACUUCAUGUUCCAGUCGGUGGGGAUCAGCUCACCAGGGUAAGGCUUGAGGGUGCCAAGAGUCUCAGAGCACUUUCUCCUACACCUGCCAAAAGAUUUGAUGAUCUUGGACCAUUUGUUAUUGAAUGGUGGCACAACAAGCAGGACUUUUUGGAGAAGGCAUACAAGGCUUUGUUCAGCCCAAGGUCAAUUAGACAGCCAGGGACACUAUACUUCUACAAAGCCAAGUUUAACAUGACAAAUGUCAAUGGAAAUGUUAAGAGGAAUUUUCAGUCUCAUCAUGACCUACUUGUUCAUGUUGGAAAAGCUGUUAUUGUGGAACAGGCACGUGAAUACUUUGGUAAUCACUGAUGACAACAACACAGCUUUGAAGAAUAUUCCUGUUGAUGUUUUCAACCUGUCUUUGGAAGAGAAAACCACAGCGUCAGAGGCAGUUUUAAGAGCUUUCCUUGUCCACUAUGGAUACCUUGAUUUAACGUUCAAGGAUUCUUGUGAAAGAAUGUAUUUGAUUUUUCAUGUAAAUGCUGAUGGUACAGUGGUGGAAGAAAAGUCUCAGUUUGAACCUGAUGAAGUCUACAGUUAUUGCCAGCAACUAUUCCACUGGGCUCUCCAUUUAAUGGAGCUUGAUGACACAGCCAAAGAGGGAGACAGUGAUAGACUUAUCCAUAAUGCCAAGAUGAACAUUCCAUUCUUUUUUGCCCAUUCUUCACAGAGUAAAUAUUUUGUGGAGAAUAUUGACUUUCUCAUUAAAGUCUGCUACUUGCUCUCUCCAAUGAUGAAAGAACUUGUCCUUGACACAGCUUUCAUUAACACCAAGGGAGGAAUUUCAAAUUGUGUUGAGGCUGACCUAGUGCAGGAACACAGCAUAAAGAAUCAGAAGGCGCUCAUCAAACAACUUGGUGCCAACAAGACCAAAAACGCCAUGAUAACAGCAACAGGUGCAGCAAGUGCAAUAUUCAAAGUUUGUGACAACCUGAGGAUAUCUCUUGGAGUCAAACGACAGUCAACCAGACAUUCCAAAAGGAUUUGUAUUUCUCAGAUAGAGUCAAUUCAAAAAUCACUUAAUGAAUUGAGGCCAUUUCAUCAUUGUGCAGGAAGAAAGUGUCAUGGGUUUAAGGGCAUUGUAUCAUCCCCUUUCAGAAAGUUCACAAAAUCUAGUCUUUUCAUCAGAGUCCAAGAUAUUGUGUUCAGAUUGAUGAAAGGUGAUCAUAUUGACAUGGAUGACAGAUGUAAUCAGUCUGAUGAUACCAGUGAUUCGGUUGCUGCUGCUGAUGAUGGCGAUAGUGAUGAUGAACUUCCACCUGUGUAGUUGUGGCAGAGUGAUAUUUUGUAUAUACAACUUAUGUUAUAAUUCUAUUUUAGCCAUAGUUUUAUUAAAGGCGACUAUGCUUGUCGUAUAAGGCGACUAACGGGAUCGGGUGGUCAGGCUCGCUGACUUGAUUGAUCCAUGUCAUCGAUCCCAAUUGUGUGGAUCAAUGCUCAUGAUGUCAAUCACUGGAUUGUAUGGUCCAGACUCGAUUACUUUACAGACCAUCGUCAUAUAGCUGGAAUAUUGCUGAGUGCGGCGUUAAACAACAAACAAACAAAACAUUCAGAAUUUAAUUCAUGGAGCCAAUGGACGUGUUAAUUUCAUGGAUUUGAAGGUUAGUUGUAGUGUAUUUCUUCUGUGAUGCUUUAUAUGUAUUUGUGUAUUUCUAAAUCUUACAGUUAGAAAUAGGUUGUGCUAGGUUUAUUGCUAGUCAGGUUGUGUAUUGAAUUCACAGUUCAGUGUAUCUGGUUAUGAUUAUUUUAUAUGAUAAAGUAUUAUCAUGAUUGUAAAGAAGUUUCUUUAAUUGAUAAAUAGUUAUUUUUUUCUAGGCUAUUAUCAUCUUAACCUGAACAUUAACUAAGUAAAACUAAACCCUAAAUAAACUCAUAGUAAUUCUCAUACCUCAUGCAGUAAUUCUCAUACCUCAUGCCGCCCUCGAAACGAUCUUCUUCCAUGACACAAUGAUUAAUGUAACGUUCACCUCGACGUCGGUAUACGCGAAUCCGUCCGUGGGGAUUGCAUAAAAGUCAACUUUUGCAUGAAAUGCAUGCUUUUCUGUAGCAGUUGCGGUUUUGUGACUUGAUUCCAUAUAUGUACUACAAUAUUGAAAACCAAACUUUACUUGUUUGAAAAAUACACUAAAAUAUUGGUGUCACAGGAACUUUUGUUGUUGAGUAUAUAUUACUGUAUCUUUCUGCAGGUUACUUACUACAUGAGUAACAUAGGUUUCUCGCUAUUUCUCGCUAUUUUAAGUUAUAUAAUUGAAUGUCCAUUAGAUUUAAGGCCAUUCUGUAUAUUAUAACAAUGUCAUUGUUCUAUGUCUUUUGUGCAGUAUGUCUUAUUAUUUAUACAUUGUUUCACAGCAUAUUUAUUCCCCUCUCUCUUCUGAGAAAAUAAACAUCCAUCAGCUCACA
This is a messenger RNA of Haliotis rufescens (red abalone), 4724 nucleotides long. RefSeq lists its product as uncharacterized. Lineage: Eukaryota; Metazoa; Mollusca; Gastropoda; Lepetellida; Haliotidae. The coding region runs from base 915 to 2633 and encodes 572 amino acids. The record is from RefSeq and is a predicted model, not a curated record. The transcript has 11 exons.